Molecule: messenger RNA, 12225 nt
Organism: Paramuricea clavata
Lineage: Eukaryota; Metazoa; Cnidaria; Anthozoa; Malacalcyonacea; Plexauridae
Source: the annotation of a GenBank genome assembly
AUGGAGAUGAAUGUUCUCGAGGAUUGGACAACUGCGACAGUAAUUCUCAAUGUAUUAAUACUAUUGGAAGUUUUUCAUGCAGAUGUAACCAAGGUUAUAGCGGAAAUGGCGUUAACUGCACUGGUAAGUUCUGCGACUUGUUAUUGCCCACAACUACCUAAACUCAUUCACCCAAGAAUAUCAGUUUUUAUAUCUCUUUAGAUAUAGAUGAAUGUUCUCUAUCUAUUGACAACUGCCACCAAAAUUCAAAUUGCACCAACAUUGAUGGAUCAUUCAUAUGCACUUGUGGUAGUGGAUAUACUGGAAAUGGAGCUGUUUGCCAAGGUAUUAUAUAUGUUGUGCAACUUGGGAGAGUCAAUUCCGUUGAAAAGCGUCAUAAAAGGGGAGCUGAGAGUAAAUCUGCACCAGGAAAAAGUGAAAUAUAUCAAGAUAUUGAAGCGUUCAAGAUACUAAUGAAGUUUUCGCCUGUAUUCUAAAAAGCUCACUUACGCACAAAGCGUUGAGGUUUAACACUUUGCGAAAUAUUUUGGUGCGAUUGGCGAAGGCACGAGAUUUCUAGGGCGGUAUGGGGGAAUGCUCCCCCUUGCAUGCAUUCUAAGAGCACAUUUUGUAAGAAAUUUCAGAUUUUCAGAACAUCAAUUUAAUGGUGCAUUUUGUUAUAAAUCAUAUGCUAAGCAUAAAAAACGACAUUUCAGGGGAAAAAAUCUAGAUUAUUAAAUAAAUUUGUGAAUGGAAUUGCAAGGUGGUUUAACUCUUUCUCGACAAGUCCUACACAUCGUCAGAUUUUCUAGAACUACUUGACGACUUUGUAUGUUCAUAUCUUCGGUUUAGUGCAUGCUAUGAAUACAUUAAUACCACCAUUUAUUUAGCUUCGCCUUGACAAAAAACGUACACAAUACAAUUAAGUACAACAAUUCAUAUACCUGAGACAUAAAAACAUAAAGCGUUAACUGCAAAUGUGUUAUAUAACAUUAGUUAUUGAUGAAUGUUCUCUCUCUAUUGAUAACUGUCAUACAUACUCUACCUACAACAACAAUGAUGGAUUUUUCUUUUGCACUUGUGACAAUGGAUAUAUUGGAAAUGGAGUUGUUUGUGAAGGUAUAUGGGGUGAUGAUGAUUUUGCAAAUCAUUGCAGUUGAAAGGACACAGUCUCAACCAAGACUGUUCGCAAAAAUAAGGAAUGGCAAUUGAGUAAUUUUAGUUGGAUGAAUAAUAUCGAGUUCAAAAUGUUUACUUGGACUAUAGUGAAAUAUUUUGAAGAAACACCUAUUCAUUUUGUCAAAUUAACAAAAACUAUUUGGAAAAUGUUUUUAGACAUAGAUGAAUGCUUUUCGUAUAUCAAUAACUGUCGCCACAAAAAUUCAUACUGCACCAACACUUAUGAAUCUUUCAUGUGCACUUGUGGCAAUGGAUAUUCUAGAAAUGGACUGUUCGCAAAAAUAAAUAGAAGUCUUUGUUUUUGGAAGAUAGCAUUUGAAAGGAUAUAAGAUUUCGACCAAAACCUGCAAAUCUCCUAUUUCAAAAAUAGGAAAACAUUUACAUCUCCCAAGAGAUCGAUUAUUUAUGCCAACUGUUUCUUUAUGUCUACAGACAUCAAUGAUAAAACCUCAUAUUACCUCUCUUAAAAAAAGCAAAACAUUUAUACACCUUCCUAAUUGUUUAUGCCGACUGAUUCUAUAAUUCUUUAGACAUCAAUGAAUGUGCUCUAUCAAUUGACAAUUGCCAUGCAAACUCAACCUGCAGCAAUAGUGACGGAUCUUUUCUUUGCACAUGUAAUGGUGGAUAUGAUGGAAAUGGAGCUGUCUGUCGAGGUACAGUAUAUGUAGAUGUUGAUGUACUAUUUAAAAAACGAGCAGGAGUGUUUAUUAGGUUUAAAGCCACGAGCGCGCAGUGCGAGUGGCUUUAGACCUAAUAAAACACGACCCGCGAGUUUUUUAAAUGACUUCAAAAACGUAUGCAUAAUAAGUCAAAUCUUUAUAUAAAAAUCUUUAUACAAAAAUCUUUAUAUAGUUUGCAUAACAAUGGUCUUUUGUUAAAGUGUUCUUUAGCUGGUAUAAAGACGUAUGCACGUGACUAAUUUCUUACUCAAGAUUGGAUAAUUGCUUCAUGAAUUGUUAAUGAGUUUUUGAAGAAUGUGUAAAUCAUUCCAGUUCGAAACAACCUCAUUCAUAGUUAAAAAUAUUAUUGCCCAGCAAAUAACUCGUAAAAGAGGCAUAUUCAAAAAACAUUUGGUAUAUAAGAAAAUAUUUAUUGAGUAACGUUUCGUCACAUUUAAUAAAAGCGACAUCAUCAGAUUAAAUACAGUUAAGCUAUUUCAUCUAUUUUAUAACAAAUUUUGAAAAAAAUAUAUGAUACACAAUUAGAAAGGGUUAAAAAGCUAAAAUUAGAAAUAUAAAAUGUUGAUGAUAUAUUGACAUGUACAAGAUACUGCAUGAGAGUAAUGAAAGAUAUACUGAUGAUGUCGCUUGUAAUGUGACGAAACGUGACCCAAUAAAUAUAUUUUUUAUAUACAAAAUGUUUUUUGAAUAUGCCUCUUUUACGAGUUAUUUGCUGGGCAAUAACAUUUUUAACUAGAAUUCGAUUUCCGCUUGGUAUUUCUAUUGCUGAAAUAUUAAGAAAACCUCAUUCUUUUUCCCAAUUAAACAAAACUCUUUGAUAUAUGUUUCUAGACAUAGAUGAAUGUUCAUUAUCUGUCGACAACUGUCACAAAAACUCAAAUUGUAGCAAUACUGAUGGAUCUUUCUUGUGUACUUGCAACACUGGGUACACGGGAAAUGGAAAAGUUUGUGAAGGUAAAUAGAAGGCUUAAUUUUUUUAAUACAGUAUUGCGGAGGAUACUACUUUGUUGAAAAACCUAAUGUGAUUGUUUACAAAAAAUACAGGUAAAUCCAUUUGCACUUUCUUGAGAGUUAAUGGCAAGUGUAUUAUAUAACUUUAGACAUUGACGAAUGUUCUCUAUCUAUUGAUAACUGUCAUACAAACUCCACUUGCACCAACAGUGAUGGAUCUUUCUUUUGCACUUGUGACAAUGGAUAUACUGGAAAUGGAGUUGUUUGCGAAGGUAUAUGGGUGUUGACGAUUUCGCGAAUCAUUGCGGUUGAAGGGACACAGUCUCAAUCAGGACGGUUCCCAAAAAUAAGUUAUGACAAUUGAGUAAUUAAUUGCAGUUGGAUAAAUAAUUUUGAGUUCAAAAUGUUUACUCAGACUAUAGUGAAAUAUUUUGAAGAAACACCUAUUCAGUUUGUCAAAUUAACCAAAACUAUUUGGAAAAUGUUUUAGACAUAGAUGAUGCUUUUCGUAUAUCAAUAACUGUCGCCACAAAAAUUCAUACUGCACCAACACUUAUGAAUUUUUCUUGUGCACUUGUGGUAAUGGAUAUUCUAGACUGUUUACAAGAUCAAUAGAAGUCUUAGUUUUUGGAAGAUAGCUUUUGAAAGGAUAUAAGACUUCGACCAAAACCUGCAAAUUUAUUAUUUCAACAAUAGGAAAACAUUUACAUCUCCCUAGAGAUCGAUUGUUUAUGCCAACGGCUUCUAUAGGUCAUCAGACAUCAAUGUCAAAACCUCAUAUUACCUUUCUAAAAAAGCAAAACAUUUAUACACCUUCCUAAAUUGUUUAUGCCUACUGUUUUUAUAAUUCUUUAGACAUCAAUGAAUGUUCCCUAUCAAUUGACAAUUGCCAUGCAAACUCAACCUGCAGCAAUAGUGACGGAUCUUUUCUUUGCACAUGCGGUAGUGGAUAUAAUGGAAAUGGAACUGUCUGUCGAGGUACAUUAUGUAGAUGAUGAUGAAUUUUUAAAUCAUUCCAGUUCCAAACAACCUCAUUCAUUUUCCCAAUUAAACAAAAACUCUUCGAUAUCUGUUUCUAGACAUAGAUGAAUGUUUAUUAUCCGUCGACAACUGUCACAAAAACUCAAACUGCAGCAAUAGUGAUGGAUCUUUCUUGUGUACUUGCAACACUGGGUACACUGGAAAUGGAAAAGUUUGUGAAGGUAAAUAGAAGUCUUAUUUUUUUAAUACAGUAUUGCGCAAGAUAGGCCUACCAGCACGUUGUUGAAAAACUUGUGAUUGUUUACAAAAAAAAAUCCAUUUACACUUUCUUGAGUGUUAAUGGCAACUGUGUUAUAUAACUUUCGACAUUGAUGAAUGUUCUCUAUCUAUUGAUAACUGUCAUACAAACACCAGACAUCAAUGACAAAAUCUCAUAUUACCUUUCUAAAAAAAGCAAAACAUUUAUGUACCUUCCUAAAUUGUUUAUGCUGACUGUUUCUAUAUUUCUUUAGACAUCAAUGAGUGUUCUAUAUCAAUUGACAAUUGCCAUGCAAAUUCAACCUGCAGCAAUAGUGACGGCUCUUUUCUUUGCACAUGUAAUAGUGGAUAUAGUGGAAAUGGAACUGUCUGUCAAGGUACAGUAUGUAGAUGAUGAUGAAUUUGCAAAUUAUUUCAGUUCCAAAUAAGUAAUGACAAUUGAGUAAUUGCAUGUAGGUGAUGAUGAAUUAGUAAAUCAUUCAAUUUCCAAACAACCUCACUCGUAUUCCCAAUUAAACAAAAACUCUUUGAUAUAUGUUUCUAGACACUGAUGAAUGUUUAUUAUCUGUCGACAACUGUCACAAAAACUCAAACUGCAGCAAUACUGAUGGAUCUUUCUUGUGUACUUGCAACAAUGGGUACACUGGAAAUGGAAAAGUUUGUGAAGGUAAAUAGAAGUCUUAUUUGCGUAAGAUAGGCCUGCUAGUACUUUGUUGAAAAACUUGUGAUUAUUUCCAAAACAAAUCUAUUUACACUUUCUUGAGUGUUAAUGGCAACUGUGUUAUAUUGAUUGAUUGAUUGACUUUAUUGACACUCCCCUAAAGGGGCUUUUCAGUGACAAAAAUAUAUAUACAUAUCAAUUAAUUACUAUAAUUAUACAUGAGAUCCUAAAUUCAUAUAAUAAGAUCACGCAAUUACUUUAUACACAAACACGACAUCAAAUUCUUGACAACAAGAUUAACAACAGCAGCAUACAACAUACAUCAACAUCAUCAACAGCGACAGCAAAAACAACUACAACAACAACAUCAACGACAAUAACAACGACAACGACAACAGAAAAACAUGCCCUUAGGCUAACUAUCUAGAAAUUGCUGAAGCAGUUCCCGUUUCAGUUUAGAUUUAAAGCUUGGAGUAGAUUUGCAAAGUUUUAUGUCAGGGUUAAUGUUGUUCCAGAGAGUGACUGUUCUGUAUUGGAAUGUUCUUUGUCCUGCAGUUGAUCUGUAUAACGGAACAUCCAGCUGUUUAGUAUUUCUUGUAUGGCGACCACUCACUUCACCUCUCGUUUUGAACUGGGAAGAUAAGUAGGCAGGGGCGCAAUCGUCGCGACUGUACAGAUGUGACCAGGGCGCUUAUAUAGUGGGCGGUGCAACGCGCUGAUGUCGCGCUGAUCGAUGUGUGAUGCGGAAAAGGACUGGCACGAGCGUGCAUUUCGGCAAAAGUUGACAAGGAGCGUGUUUGUUUCUGCUGUUGUUUUUUCGCUGUUUUUUUCAUUAACUACGAAAUUCUUGAGGAUGUUUUUGCACUGUAACAACGAAGUAGUAACUAGUGUAUCGUACGAAUACUUGUUUGGCCUGUAUAGUUGAAUUUUGAAAGAAAUAUUGAGGAUAAUGAGUCGGGCUUUUGAUGACUUCAAUGAAGGGAAAUUUUCAAAACAGCAUUUGGGCAUGUUAUCAAGUCGUCCAAACUUCGAAAUUCAGUUGAUGGUAAAGAUUAUAAUUAUGUGCUUAUCUCCAAAUGUUUUCAUAAGACUCGAAGUUGAGCAAAUGAAUAUACAGCGUUGGAAAGUGAGGUAGUUUUGUGUGUUAAAUUUUGCCUCGUUUCACCAUUAUUUCGCUGCAAAAAAAUAAACAACAAUUGUAUUUUGGCCAUGUCAUGAUUUUUUGUUAUUAUGUUAAUAAUUUUGUACGACUUUUAAAGCAUUCAAUUGAAGUAAUUCUGAGUCGUAAACAUAUUUUACUUCUUGGCCUUUGAAUCAAAAUACGACUCGCUCGGACGUUUGUUGAGCGCAAUAGUCGAAAAAGUUGCGUCCCAACUUUGAUUUUUUUUGACCGGCUGGCCAAGACAACUUCUCGUAAGGAUUCGUUAAAAAAUACAAAUUCAAGUUGAACAUUUCUUGAUUUUCAACUGAAAAGAUCAACUAGUGGCUAAAAUUAAUUAUGAAUUGUAUUCUAUCGAACGUGAACGAUACGUGUACGUGCGUACGAAGAGUUUUAAAAACCUUUCACGUCAUGUUUCUUGCGAAAGCAACCGUUCGUAAGCUUUCGCAAGCGUUUUGAGCAAAAACUCUAAAAUAUUGGCAGUAUUACCGGAAAAUACAAUAGCAGAAUCUACUAAAUUAUCGUAUAACAUCGGAAUUUUACCCCCAAUAUCUAUUUCUUCAUCAAAACUUGACUACAAAACAGUCAAAACUUCCAGCUCAGUUUUCCCGCCAUAUUUAUCCUUGCCAUAAGACAACAUCGCCAUAGUAACCACAACAAACUCGUUACUAGUUCAUUGCAUCACACAUCUGCCUAUAGCCGUUUCACCGCCCUAUAUAUAAGCGCCCUGGAUGUAACUUCACGGGAAACCAGCGCAGUUCCUUCAGUAUCGGGGUGAUGUGGUCAAAUUUCCUUCUCUUGCUGUUCUGUACUGCGAAGUUCUGGACUCCCUGAAGUCGGGAUAGGUUUCAUAGGUUGCUGCAGGAAGUAUUUGACCAAAGCCAGGAACAAUAGUACAGUUUGCUAAAUACUAAGGCGUUGAUGACAGUUAUUAAAAGGUUUUUACGGAAGACACGCUUAGCGCGAUUUGUCUGCCAGAGACUUGACUUACAGGAUGAAAGAGUAGAAAGGAUAUGAUUGUCGAAGGAGAGGAUUGGAUCAAACUUAACUCCGAGAUCUUUCACUGAUGAAGCAGGUGUAAGUUCCUUACCAAGUAGCGAGAGUCUAAAAUCAGGUAACUUCAAGAGCAUUUGGCGGCUUCCGUAGACCAUCAAUUUAGUUUUGUCUGGAUUCAGCAAGAGCAGGUUAUCAAAGCACCAGUUUCGCAUUCUAAUCAAAUCCUCGUUUAGAUCAGUCAGCGCAAUGUUCGAGUCAUUGAUUCGGAAGGAUAGAAGGAGUUUGGUGUCAUCAACGUACGAUUCUGAUGAACAAUUUUUGGCGACUGACGCAAAUCAUUCACAUAAAUACUGAAAAGUAACGGGCCCAGAAUACUUCCCUGUGGGACACCACUAACCACUGGCAGUUUCUCAGAUAGAGUAGAGUUGAUACGUACUGCUUGGUAUCUCUCAAUGAGGUAACUUUUAAACCAACCCAGGUAUCUAGACGAGACACCAACGUCCUCAAAUUUAGCAAAACAUUAGACAUUGAUAAAUGUUCUCUAUCUAUUGAUAACUGUCAUACAAACACCAGACAUCCAUGACAAAACCUCAUAUUACCUAUCUAAUAAAAGCAAAACAUUUAUGUACCUUCCUAAAUUGUUUAAGCUGACUGUUUCGAUAUUUUUUAGACAUCAAUGAGUGUUCUCUAUCAAUUGACAAUUGCUAUGCAAACUCAACAUGCAGUAAUAGUGACGGAUCUUUUCUUUGCACAUGUAAUAGUGGAUAUAGUAGAAAUGGAACUGUUUGUCAAGGUACAGUAUGUAGAUGAUGAUGAAUUUGUAAAUCAUUCCAGUUCCAAACAACCUCACUCCUUUUCCCAAUUAAACAAAAACUCUUUGAUAUAUAUUUGUAGACAUAGAUGAAUGUUUAUUAUCUGUCGACAACUGUCAUAAAAACUCAAACUGCGGCAAUACUGAUGGAUCUUUCUUGUGUACUUGCAACACUGGGUACAAUGGAAAUGGAAACGUUUGUGAAGGUAAAUAGAAGUCUUAAUUUUUUAAUACAGUGUUGCGUAAGAUAGGCCUACUACUUUGUUGAAAAACUUAAUGUGAUUGUUUACAUAAAAAAAUAAAUCGAUUUACACUUUCUUGAGUGUUAAUGGCAACUGUGUUAUAUAACUUUAGACAUUGAUAAAUGUUCUCUAUCUAUUGAUAACUGUCAUUCAAAUACCAGAUAUCAAUGACAAAACCUCAUAUUACCCUUCUAAAAAAGCAAAACAUUUAUACACCUUCCUAAAUUGUUUAUGCCGACUGUUUCUAUAAUUCUUUAGACAUCAAUGAGUGUUCUCUAUCAAUUGACAAUUGCCAUGCAAACUCAACCUGCAGCAAUAGUGACGGAUCUUUUCUUUGCACAUGUAAUAGUGGAUAUAGUGGAAAUGGAACUGUUUGUCAAGGUACAGUAUGUAGAUGAUGAUGAAUUUGUAAAUCAUUCCAGUUCCAAACAACCUCACUCCUAUUCCCAAUUAAACAAAAACUCUUUGAUAUUCAUUUCUAGACAUAGAUGAAUGUUUAUUAUCUGUCGAUAACUGUCUCAAAAACUCAAACUGCAGCAAUACUGAUGGAUCUUUCUUGUGUUGCAAAACUGGAUAUACCGGAAAUGGAAAAGUUUGUGAAGGUAAAUAGAAGCCUUAUUUUUUUAAUACUGCAGUAUUGCAUAGGAUAGGCCUACUACUUUGUUGAAAAACUUAAUGUGAUUGUUUAUAAAAAAGAGUAAAUCCAUUUACACUUUCUUGAGUGUUAAUGGCAAGUGUGUUAUAUAACUUUAGACAUUGAUGAUUGUUCUCUAUCUAUUGAUAACUGUCAUACAAACACCAGAUAUCAAUGAGAAAACCUCAUAUUAUCUUUCUAAAAAAAGCAAAACAUUUAUACAGCUUCCUAAUUGUUUAUGCCGACUGAUUCUAUAAUUCUUUAGACAUCAAUGAAUGUGCUCUAUCAAUUGACAAUUGCCAUGCAAACUCAACCUGCAGCAAUAGUGACGGAUCUUUUCUUUGCGUAUGUAAUAGAGGAUAUAGUGGAAAUGGAACUGUCUGUCAAGGUACAGUAUGUAGAUGAUGAUGAAUUUGUAAAUAAUUUCAGUUCCAAAUAAGUAAUGACAAUUGAGUAAUUGCAGUUGGAUGAAUAAUAUUGAAUUCAGAAUGUUUACUUGGACUAUAGUGAAAUAUUUUGAAGAAACACCUGUUUCCUUUGUCAAAUUAACGAAAGCUAUUUGGAGAAUGUUUUUAGACAUAGAUGAGUGCUUUUCGUAUGUCAUAAUAAACUGUCAGAAAAAUGCAUACUGUACCAACACUUAUGGAUCUUUCUUGUGCACUUGUGGCAUUGGAUAUUCUAGAAAUUGGCUGUUUGCAAAGAUAGAUAGAAGUCUUAGUUUUUGGAACAAAGCAUUUGGAAGGAUAUAAUACUUCGUCCAAAACCUUCAUAUUACGUAUUUCAAAAAAAGGAAAACAUUUACAUCUCCCUAGACAUCGAUUGUUUAUGGCAACUGUUUCCAUAUGUCUUUAGACAUCAAUGAGUGUUCUCUAUCAAUUGACAAUUGCCAUACAAACUCAACAUGCAGCAAUAGCGAUGGAUCUUUUCUUUGCAAAUGUAAUAGUGGAUAUAGUGGAAAUGGAACUGUCUGUCAAGGUAUGAUAUGUACAUGAUGAUGAAUUUGUAAAUUAUUUCAGUUCCAAACAACCUUAUUCCUAUUCCCAAUUACAUAAAAACUCUUUUAUAUAUGUUUCUAGAUAUAGAAGAAUGUUUAUUAUCUGUCGAUAACUGUCAUAAAAACUCAAACUGCAGCAAUACUGAUGGAUCUUUCUUGUGUACUUGCAACAAUGGGUACACUGGAAAUGGAAAAGUUUGUGAAGGUAAAUAGAAGUCUUAUUUUGUAAUACAAUAUUGCGUAAGAUAGGCCUACUAGUACUUUGUUGAAGAACUUGUGAUUAUUUACAAAAAGGAAUCUAUUUACACUUUCUUGAGUGUUAAUCGCAACUGUGUUAUAUAAUUUUAGACAUUGAUGAAUGUUCUCUAUCUAUUGAUAACUGUCAUACAAACACCAGACAUCAAUGACAAAACCUCAUACUACAUUUCUAAAAAAAGCAAAACAUUUAUGUACCUUCCUAAAUUGUUUAUGCCGACUGUUUCUAUAUUUCUUUAGACAUCAAUGAGUGUUCUAUGUCAAUUGACAAUUGCCAUGCAAACUCAACCUGCAGUAAUAGUGACGGAUCUUUUCUUUGCACAUGCAAUAGUAGAUAUAGUGGAAAUGGAACUGUUUGUCAAGGUACAGUAUGUAGAUGAUGAUGAAUUGUAAAUCAUUCCAGUUCCAAACAACCUCACUCCUUUUCCCAAUUAAACAAAAACUCUUUGAUAUGUAUUUGUAGACAUAGAUGAAUGUUUAUUAUCUUACGAUAACUGUCAUGAAAACUCAAACUGCAGCAAUACUGAUGGAUCUUUCUUGUGCACUUGCAACACUGGAUACAAUGGAAAUGGAAACGUUUGUGAAGGUAAAUAGAAGUCUUAAUUUUUUAAUACUGUGUUGCGUAAGAUAGGCCUACUACUUUGUUGAAAAACUUAAUGCGAUUGUUUACAAGAAAAUAAAUCGAUUUACACUUUCUUGAGUGUUAAUGGCAACUAUGUUAUAUAACUUUAGACAUUGAUGAAUGUUCGCUAUCUAUUGAUAACUGUCAUACAAACACCAGACAUCAAUGACAGAACCUCAUAUUGCCCUUCUAAAAAAGCAAAACAUUUAUACACCUUCCUAAUUGUUUAUGCCGACUGUUUCUAUAAUUCUUUAGACAUCAAUGAAUGUGCUCUAUCAAUUGACAAUUGCCAUGCAAACUCAACCUGCAGCAAUAGUGACGGAUCUUUUCUUUGCGCAUGUAAUAGUGGAUAUAGUGGAAAUGGAACUGUCUGUCAAGGUACAGUAUGUAGAUGAUGAUGAAUUUGUAAAUAAUUUCAGUUCCAAAUAAGUAAUGACAAUUGAGUAAUUGCAGUUGGAUGAAUAAUAUUGAAUUCAGAAUGUUUACUUGGACUAUAGUGAAAUAUUUUGAAGAAACACCUGUUUCCUUUGUCAAAUUAACGAAAGCUAUUUGGAGAAUGUUUUUAGACAUAGAUGAGUGCUUUUCGUAUGUCAUAAUAAGCUGUCAGAAAAAUGCAUACUGUACCAACACUUAUGGAUCUUUCUUGUGCACUUGUGGCAUUGGAUAUUCUAGAAAUUGAAUGUUUGCAAAGAUAGAUAGAAGUCUUAGUUUUUGGAACAAAGCAUUUGGAAGGAUAUAAUACUUCGUCCAAAACCUUCACAUUACGUAUUUCAAAAAAAGGAAAACAUUUACAUCUCCUAACAUCGAUUGUUUAUGGCAACUGUUUCUAUAUGUCCUUAGACAUCAAUGAGUGUUCUCUAUCAAUUGACAAUUGCCAUACAAACUCAACAUGCGGCAAUAGCGAUGGAUCUUUUCUUUGCAAAUGUAAUAGUGGAUAUAGUGGAAAUGGAACUGUCUGUCAAGGUAUAAUAUGUACAUGAUGAUGAAUUUGUAAAUCAUUUCAGUUCGAAACAACCUCAUUCCUGUUCCCAAUUACAUAAAAACUCUUUUAUAUAUGUUUCUAGAUAUAGAAGAAUGUUUAUUAUCUGUCGAUAACUGUCAUAAAAACUCAAACUGCAGCAAUACUGAUGGAUCUUUCUUGUGUACUUGCAACAAUGGGUACACUGGAAAUGGAAAAGUUUGUGAAGGUAAAUAGAAGUCUUAUUUUGUAAUACAGUAUUGCGUAAGAUAGGCCUACUAGUACUUUGUUGAAGAACUUGUGAUUAUUUACAAAAAGAAAUCUAUUUACACUUUCUUGAGUGUUAAUCGCAACUGUGUUAUAUAACUUUAGACAUUGAUGAAUGUCCUCUAUCUAUUGAUAACUGUCAUACAAACACCAGACAUCAAUGACAAAACCUCAUACUACAUUUCUAAAAAAAGCAAAGCAUUUAUGUACCUUCCUAAAUUGUUUAUGCCGAUUGUUUCUAUAUUUCUUUAGACAUCAAUGAGUGUUCUCUAUCAAUUGACAAUUGCCAUGCAAACUCAACCUGCAGUAAUAGUGACGGAUCUUUUCUUUGCACAUGUAAUAGUGGAUAUAGUGGAAAUGGAACUGUUUGUCAAGGUACAGUAUGUAGAUGAUGAUGAAUUGUAAAUCAUUCCAGUUCCAAACAACCUCGCUCCUUUUCCCAAUUAAACAAAAACUGUUUGAUAUAUAUUUGUAGACAUAGAUGAAUGUUUAUUAUCUGUCGAUAGCUGUCAUAAAAACUCAAACUGCAGCAAUACUGAUGGAUCUUUCUGGUGCACUUGCAACACUGGAUACAAUGGAAAUGGAAACGUUUGUGAAG